Passer domesticus (house sparrow) is the source of this 3633-nucleotide messenger RNA. RefSeq names its product ring finger protein 208 (gene RNF208). NCBI's taxonomy places the organism in Eukaryota, Metazoa, Chordata, Aves, Passeriformes, Passeridae. The record is from RefSeq and is a predicted model, not a curated record. Bases 1379 to 2176 code for a protein of 265 amino acids. Gene Ontology annotation, molecular function: ubiquitin protein ligase activity. Gene Ontology annotation, biological process: protein ubiquitination. The transcript is spliced from 2 exons.
AGGGGGUGUGCUGGGCGUCAGGCGCUGCGGCCGGCGGGCCCCGGCGCUGCUGAGCGAGAGAAAUGUGAGGCGGCUGCACCACUGCGGCGGCACUGCGGGCGGCGGCGGGAGCGCGCAGCAGCGCCCGCGCCGCCGGGCCCCGGGAACGGCGGGCACGGAGCCGCCGCUGCCUGCCCGCUGCUGCCCGCCGCUGUCUGCACCUGCCGAGGGGCACAGGGGGGCCUGGCAUCAGCCCCCCGCAGCCUGCGCCGCCGGCCGAGGGUGUUGCAUCAGCCCCGCGCCGAGCCGGGGUCCGCGGCCGGGGACGGCGGGGGGAGCCGGGGGAGGGCACGGAGGAGCCCCCCGGAGCGGCAGCGGCCGUACCUGCCGGCUCCCCCGGCCGCCGGUCCCCGCCGAGCAUCCGGAGCAGCUCGGCGCCGCCAGCCCCGGCCCCCGUGCCCGGUGCCCUCCCCGCGCCGCCGCGGCCGCGGCCGGAGCAGGCGGCGGGGCCGGGGGCGGCCGGCCAGGACCAUCCCCGUGGAGCCGCGCCUCGGAGCCGCCAGCAUCCCCGGGGAGCCGCGCCUGGCCGGGGCAGCGCCGCAUCCCUCUCUGCCUUUCAGAUAACCUCCGCCGCUCGGGCCUGCGGAGCCGCGCCGGGCACGGAGCGGGGGCUGCACCGGGACCCCUGCCCGGGGCCAGCGCAGAAAGCACGAAGCUGAGCUGGGAACAGGGGGACCAGGGACCGAGGGGACAAGGUGUGUGCUGUCCUGGCCGCAGCCAAGGUGAGCUGCCCUCUGGCACGGGAUGUACUCUGAGCCCCUGCCCUGUGGGAGCUGCCGGUGACUGCAAGUGGGAGAGCCGGGAAGUCAGAGCAAAGGAAUUUGCAAACACAUUCUUCAGCGCCACGAGGAUCCCACUGCAUGUAAACAGGAACAGAGGCCGGCCUGGGGCGAAGUGAGAGCUGCCUCCAGUUCUGCAAGAUCCUCCCUGGACUCACCUGCCCUGGGCAGUGCCCGGUGCCACCAUCCCCAAAUUGCUAUUCCCGGCUGCAGCUGAUCCGCUGUGGGAAGUGGCAGCGAAGGAGAAGAGCAGGGCUGCUGAGCGACUGCCAAUGUCACGUUAACAUCCCGGCGAGGCUGCGGGGAGCCGGCGCUUUGAUCACCCGCCCAAGAGCAUCUCGAAGUAGGCAGGAUGCCACUGUGAGCCCUGCCUUCCCCUGCCUGCCCCAGCCUCGCGCCUGCCACUCUCGGGGCUGGCUGCAGAAGAGGGGCGCGGGGUCCUCUGGCGCUGGCCCGUCUCCCCAGGAUGCUCUCCCGCACCAGCUGCUGCUCCCUGUGCUCCUGCUCCGCGGCCAGAGCGAGAUUGAAAGCUCAGCGGGCUGCCAGCAUGUUUUAGCCUCAUGCAGGCGUCCCUCGGAGACCCCAGAGCAGUGGACAGUAAUGUGAAAACGAUACUCAUGUCGUGUCUGAAAGGGCAACAGGUCAUCAUUAAAAUGGAGGCGAUGAAAAUCAUCCACCCGGAGAAGUUCUCGGAGCUGCAGGCGUCGCAGCCGCGCUACGCGCCCGCCCCGCGCCGCGAGCCGCCGCUCGUGGCCAAGCGCGCGUGGCCCUCCGAGUCCGAGAUCAUCGUCAACCAGGCGUGCGGGGACAUCCCCGCCUUGGAUGGCACCCCCGGGCCGCUGCCGCUGCCCCGGACUCCCCCGCUGCCGCGGCGCGAGCGCGGCUUCCAGGGCCAGCGCAAGGGCAGCUCGGAGGUCUGCUACCACCGGCAGCCGCCGUCGGACGAGGUGAUCGUCAACCAGUACGUGCUGCACCCCUCGACGCCCUGCGAGCCCCUGGAGUGCCCCACCUGCGGCCACAUGUACAACUUCACCAACAAGCGGCCCCGCAUCCUCUCCUGCCUGCACUCGGUGUGCGAGGAGUGCCUGCAGAUCCUCUACGAGUCCUGCCCCAAGUACAAGUUCAUCUCCUGCCCCACCUGCAAACGGGAGACCGUCCUCUUCACCGACUACGGGCUGGCGGCGCUGGCCGUCAACACCAGUAUCCUGAACAGACUGCCGGCCGAGGCCCUGGCCGCCAACCCCGUGCAGUGGAGCAGCGACACCGACCGCAGCUGCUACCAGACCUUCCGCCAGUACUGCGGGGCCGCCUGCACCUGCCACAUCCGGAACCCGCUGUCCUCCUGCACCAUCAUGUGAGCCCCGCGCGGUCCCGCCCGCGCUCCGCAGCGGGGCACGGCGGGCGGGACAGCGCGGCCCCCGAGCCCCCUGCCCGCUCCCCGCCGGGGGCACCGCCGGGAAUGCUCCGAUACCCACCACGGCCAAGGAUGUGGGACUGGGAUCCUUGACGGCACUCGCGGGGGGCACGGGGGGGGCUGGGGCCCGGCAGCAGCCCCCUCCUCACCGGCGGUGCCCGGGGAGAGGGACGCUGGCACGGGGAGCACAUCUACCAGCGCAUCCAGGGUCUGCGGCUCCCCUGGUCCUGCGGCGGGCACUCCUGUGGUGCCUCGAGCAUCUCACCGUGCUCCUUCCCGGGCGCCUCUCCCUCCUCUCCCCCCGGCUCUCCCGAGAGCGGACGCUGGGUUCUGGCCAGAGCGACGCCGUCCCCACCGCCCCACGGCCGGCAGCAGCAGCACAAGGAGCCCUGGAGAUGCAUGGUGCCACACCGGGCCACCCUCCCAGCACAGGAAGCGAGGACAGGUCCCCACCUGCCCCCUCCACCCCCUCUCUGUAAGUUAUUUGCCAAAGCUUUCAUCUCAGUGGCCACGCCGCCAUGCGCCCGAGUCUCAGUAGCCACACCAAGCUGCCACGCCGGCCCCUCGGAUGCCAGCAGACAUGCGGCCCAUGUCCUCCGCAGGCCCUUGAGGAAAGCUCCACUUUGUCCUCGUUUUGGAGGAUUCUUGUUUUUCCCCAUCCAUCCCCGGCCACCCCAUCCCAGGCCACUACAUGUUCACAAAGGCAUUGAGCUGUGCCCAUUCUCUGCCCCUCCGCCCGGGACCCACACUGAUGCCCCAUGGGAUGGCUCAGGAGAGUGGCACGGGGUCCAGUACCCCAAAUUGCUGACUCCAGCAAGGAGAUUUGACUGGGUAGGGGGACUGAGGUCUAGCUCCUGCCCACAGUCCCUUCCCCAGAGCAGCACCUCUGCUCUGACUCCUGUGUGGAGGGGCUGGCAGGGCAGCAGCCCCCUGUGCACAGUCUUGCUUUCUCCAGAGCACCUGGAGGGGUAAAUUUGCUGCCAAAAAAAGCAAAAAAACAAAAACAAAAUAAAGAAAAAGCCAUAAUUUUGUGUGCUCCCAUGGGGCUGAGCACCACAACCCAGCAUGGCCAGGGCACCAGGGGCACAAGCUGCCCAGUCCCACGGUGCUGGGUGAGCCUGAGCGGUCCCAGAACGUACAUCCUGGAGGAAACAGCAGCCCCUGGCACGGGCCAAAGCCCAGCACCCAUGCAGGGAGAGGGGCCAGUCGCUGCCCUGGCCUGUCCCGAGGGAGCGGGCGCAGCCCCAGGACCGUUCUCGCUCCGGUGCGGAACGGCGCCGGUUCCGUGUCUGUGUUGCUCUGCCAAUGCCUCCCGCUGCUGGUUGUGACCAUGGUCAUGUUUUAUACCCGGCCUUGUUCUGACCCCAUCAGUCUCCCCAAUAAAGAUUAUAUUGGAACGAA